UAAGAUUUUUCCCCAACAACACCUUCAGUCCAAAGUUCCCAACCCUCUCAUGACAAUACCUAUGCCUUGUGCUUGUUUCCUCUCGCCCCCUUCACCAACACCUCCUCUCUAUAACUACAAACCCUAAUUUCCGAUAUCCAUAUUACCAUCAUAUAUAUCCAAGAAAACCAAAACUUGAAGGUGUUUUUUAGCAUGGAAUCCAACCAUCCGGAUCAUCAAGAUUCAAAGACCUCUAGUACUGAUGAAGAAGCUGAACUCCGACGGGAUGUGAACGAUGACAUGGGCACAGGGCGGUCUUACGAGUGUGUGUUUUGCAAGAGAGGUUUCACAACGGCACAGGCCUUGGGAGGACACAUGAAUAUUCACCGGAGAGAGAGAGCCAAGACUAGACCUAGUUCGGAUCCUACUAAUUUGGCUUCGUCGACUAGCAAGGCGGUAGAAGAUCAGAGUCAUCCGAGGGCAGCGGUAUACCAUGCAAUUCAAAGCUACCCGCCACAGUAUUUUAUAGCUCCUCCAGAUGACCAUAUGAACUAUAGAACAUAUGUGCCUGCACCUAAUACAUCAGGGGUGUUAAGGCCCCCGCAUGCAAAUCAUAUUAGUGAUGAGGACUUGUGUGCAAGAAAUUAUUUUCCGAGGCAUCGGAAUUUGCUAAGAGAUGAUCAUCAGGAUUGGAGAUCAGGGAGUAGUUCGAGCUUGAGAAUGGGCCGGCCAUCAGAUGAUUACAAGGAGAGAGUGUUUAACGGUGGCAGUGAAGAAGCAGAUGAUGAAUUGGAUUUGGAGCUUCGACUCGGUCAUGAUCCCUAAGUAUAUAUGUUAUUUUUAUCAAACAUUUGAGAGAUUAUAAAUUAUACAUUUUUAUUAAUUAAUUUGUACACUUUUUGGUUGUGAGUACAGUUAUAGAUUUAUCUGUACAUUUUCCCAUGUUUUCUGUUUUUUUUUUUUUCAUGGGGAGAAGGUGAGAAGUUAUUAGAAUAUCCCAACAUCCCAAAUUUUCUUGGCAAUUUUCCAAUGCCCGGCAGGAUUUAAAGGCAGGAAGAAGGAGCAAUUAUACCCAGAUAUAGUAAAGAAAGUAUUUUGCUUCAUCCAUAAACACACCUAGCCCUAAUUUUUGGUAGGUUUCUGUGAGAAGUUUUCUUAUAAUGUAUAUGUCUACUUCUUCCUUCCAUUGUAUCUGUUUCUUAAUUAUCCCCCCUUUUAUUUUUCACCUAGCUAGCUAGCCCAAGUUUUGCUUAUAAAUUUGUACUGCUGUACUUAUAUCAUAUUGUAUGAAAAGAUUGAAAUUUCUAAUUAUCCAGCAUUACAUAAUUAAUUUGCUUGAAUUCUUGCUUCAUUAACCUAUAUGUCAGUUAUGUUUAAUUGCUUCUUUUUUUUUCCAAGAAAAUGAAUAAGUACAGGAAAUAGUUAACACUAAUUGGGGAAGCUUGCUUGAUUCACUUUCAAGUACUCUACAUGUCAAGUUUUUCUUGUGCCCUAUGAUCUGUGCCAAAUGGUCCCGUGUACAUCUAAAUCAUCGCAUACCAUUGGUCAUUGUACCUCGAUUGUUCAACCCCAACUUGCCAUUCACAUUUCAGGUGAGCUCUGAGAUUUUAGAUUAAACUAUAUAUUCUUUUUUUGGUUACAUUAGAGAGAUUUGGA
Molecule: messenger RNA, 1635 nt
Organism: Malus domestica (apple)
Lineage: Eukaryota; Viridiplantae; Streptophyta; Magnoliopsida; Rosales; Rosaceae
Product: transcriptional regulator SUPERMAN-like
Source: RefSeq, a predicted model, not a curated record